GGCACUCAGCCCCGGGGGUUCCGAACGUCCUGGGCUGGUCGGGAAUCGCGGCGCUUCCUCCCCGCGGGUAGAAGGCGCCCGAGGGACUGCGGCCGACCCGGUCCCUCCGAGAGCGUCUGUCGGCUCCGUCAGCGCGGGUGGGGGUCGUGGCCGUGGCUCAGGGUCCCCGGUGGAGGCAGGACCCUUUCUCCGUCCGGUGUGCGCCUCCUUCAAAAGCUGCCAGAACAAACACUGUGCCCUUUCUCCAGAGGAGAAACGUGUACGCAGUGGUGGAAAACGGCCGCAGUACCCUCUUCUCGCUGACCUGGCGAUUGCGGGCAGAACGUUCUGAGAUGGCUAAAGAGUGAUGUUUGAUGAUUGAGGAAAAAUGUCUAUUGCUUAAUGAUGGUAUUGUGAACCGGUUACCCAGACACUCCAGUAGUCAAAGAGCAAUUGAGAUCAACCUCUUAAUUUAAACUCAAAAGCUUCUCUGAAGUGGUCUUCUGAGCAAGAAAUGGAAUAUUUUGGAAAUUCUCACUAUCAGAUUCACAGGAUGGCAGCCCUUGAUGUGAAUCAGGUGUGUGGUGAGUCCUUGUUGACUUCUUUUCAUAUAGUUCCGUCACAAAUGGCAGAUCCAGUGCUCAGUGCUCAGGGGCUGAGUGAUCAUGCAGUAGGCCAUAUAAGAGCGACUGAAAAGAGCAGAGCAUGUAUAAGUCAGGUUCCUGGGAUUUGGGAGGCAGGAAGGUGUGUGUGCUUUUUGCGGGGGUAACAUGUUCAUGAAUUCUGUGGUGUCAAACAACUGCCUCUCUGUACGGUAAUUUGUGUAACUCUAAAUUGGAAUAUUUAACCUGUUCCUCAUGGGUAGCAAGAUCCAGAAAACCAUUUUCUUGCUACAGGUAACUCAGAACACUUUGCCAGUUUAUGGAAUUAGUGUGUUUGUGGUAUGUUCUGUGCAUGGUGUGGAAUAGCUUAUAAGCAUGUGAUUAUUGGAAUUGGAUUGGCUUCAGAGUUCAUGGCAUUCUUCUCUCUGAGGUCAUCUUUCUUGGGACCCUUACUGUCUUCAUGAGGGGAAAAUUGAGGAGGCAAGGAUGGUGGCUGGGUUACUGAUGGAUUCUUCUCAGUCCCUCAUGCAUCUUCCUGAGAACCUCAAAGAAGAUGGUGGUUAGCUGAAGCCAGCAUGUAUUUGAUGGUUUAGCACUUAGUGACCUUCGAGGAUGUGGCUGUGAACUUUACCCAGGAGGAGUGGACUUUGUUGGAUCAAACACAGAGAGAUCUCUACAGAGAUGUGAUGCUGGAGAACUACCAGAAUCUCAUUAUACUAGGAUGCGAAUCAUGCAAACCUGAUCUCAACUCUUCAAUGGGAGGAGCAGAAGAGCUGAGGACAGGAGGGAGAGGAAUUCUGCAGGAAUUGGAUUUGCAGCUCAAAACCAAAGGUUCCACAUCCCUUCAAGAUAUUUCUUUGGAAAAAACAUCAAAUGGAAUCCAAUUGGAGAGAAGCAAUGCUGGAGCAAAGCAAUAUGGCUCUCACCUGUAUGGAAGAGCAUUCAGUGGGCACUCAUUUAUGACUCACAGUAGACAGAAAACUUCUAAGGGUAAUCAGAAUGGGAAAGCCUUUAAAAAGAACUUUAUUUGUACUUUGCUCAAGGAAAUCCCUGUUGGGGAGAAAACUUCCGAGAGUGUUCAACAUGAUAAAGCCCUUUGUCAGCUUUCAAAUCUUACUGGGCAGAAGGAAACUCAGACACGAGGGAAAGUGUGUGAAUGCAAAGACUGUCAGAGAACUUUUGUUGAUCAGUCAUCCCUUAAGGUACACAUGAGACACCACACUGGAGAAAAACCAUAUGAAUAUAAAGAAUGUGGGAAAGCCUUCCCUCAUUCCUCAUACCUUACAGAUCAUAGAAGAAUUCACAGUGGAAAAAGGCCCUAUGUAUGCAUGGAAUGUGGGAAAGCCUUUACUCGAUCGACAGGACUUAUUUUACACAUGCGAAUUCACACUGGAGAAAAACCAUAUGAAUGUAAGGAAUGUGGAAAAGCUUUUAUUCACUCUUCAUACCUUACAAAACAUGUAAGAAUUCACAGCGGAGAAAAGCCAUAUUUAUGUAAGGAGUGUGGGAAAACGUUCACUCGUUCCUCAGGACUUGUCUUACACGUGCGAACACACACUGGAGAGAAACCCUAUGUAUGUAAGGAAUGUGGGAAAGCCUUUAAUAAUUCUUCAAUGCUCAAUCAGCAUGUAAGGACACACACUGGAGAGAAGCCAUAUGAAUGCAAGCAGUGUGGGAAAGCUUUCACUCAGUCUUCAGGCCUUACCACACAUUUAAGAACUCACACUGGAGAGAAGGCCUAUGCGUGUAAAGAAUGUGGGAAAGCUUUUGCUCGUUCUACAAAUCUUAAUAUGCACAUGCGAACGCAUACUGGAGAAAAGCCCUACAAAUGUAAAGAAUGUGGGAAAGCCUUUAGAUACUCCACAUGCCUUAAUAUUCACAUGCGAACUCACACUGGAGAGAAACCAUAUGAAUGUAAGGAAUGUGGGAAAAACUUCACUCAAUCUUCGGCACUUGCUAAACAUUUAAGAACUAAGGCAUGUGAAAAAACCUGUAAAUGUUCUUCGGAUGUUAGUAUUCACAUCUAAACUCAUCUGGAUAAAGUACCUUAGGAAAGUAAAGAAUGUGUGAGAAAGCUUUACUCAUUUUGCAUCCUUACCAUGAUAGGAACUUUCUGGGGCAGAAUUCCCAUUCAUAUAAGGUAUAUGGGAGAGCAGUAAUUGUUCAUACUUUACAGAAUGUGUAAGAACUCGCACUUGAGAGAACCUUCCAGUUAUAAGGUAUGUGGGAGAGCCUUUUUGUUGUUGCUCUAAACAUUAAUUUUACAUAUCUAAAAUUACUGUAGAUUUAGAAACUGGCUGGCUCAGUUGGUAGAGCAGGUGACUCUUGAUCUCAGGGCUGUGAGUUCGAGCCCCAUUUUGGGCAUAGAGAUUACUUAUAAAUAAAUAAAUUACUUAUAAAUAAACUACUGUAAAAGUGAUGUGAAGGUAAGAAUGAGAUACAGCCUUAAAAUAUGACCACAUGCUUUGAUAGUACACGGUAACUCAUCCUAGGGAUGGAUCAUCUGUAUGUAAGGAACGUGGUGAAACCGUAGUGCCAAGGCCUUAAUACCCACAUGAGACUUCAUACUGGUAUAAAACCCUACAAAUGUCAAGGAUCCAGGAAGACCUACAGUUGUUUCUUGUAUCUUUUAAGAACUCAGCAUUUAAAAAACAGUGGAGAGAUUUCUAUACAUGUUAAGAAAUAUGGGAAAGCUUCUAGAAAUUCUUGAUUGCUUCAUAUGCAAGGAGACUCAUGAACGUAAGAAAUGUUGAAAAUUGUUCAGGUGUUAAUGGGUAAGUCACAACACGCAGUGAAGAGAAACCUUAUGAUGGUAAGAUAUGUGGGACAACAGAGCCCCAUAUGUUAACAUUCUUUAGUAAUCUCAGAAAAUGUUAUGAAUAUUAGAAAUAAUGGUUAUGCCUUUAUGUGUGUAUGUGUUUAUUUUUUGGCUUUUGACCUUUAGUAAAAAUAAUCCACACUGGAGAGAAAUAAUGGUUGUAGGAUACAUGGGAAAUGAUGUAUCCAUCUUAUACAUCUUACUCUACAUGUGAAAACCCACCCUGGAAAGAAGCUGAAUGAAUGUAAAAAUGUGGGAAUGAUUUUUGGUAAAUACACAUCCCUUAAGAGACACAAAAUACUCACUGAAGGAAUGAAGUAUGAAUGAGAGGAAUUUGGGGAAGCUUUCAGGUAUUGCUCUUCACUUACUGUACACAAGAGAAUUCUUCCUGGAGGUCAUAUUGAAAUAAAUGACAUA
This is a messenger RNA of Zalophus californianus (California sea lion), 3816 nucleotides long. It is a transcript of the gene ZNF846, whose product is annotated as zinc finger protein 846. The record is from RefSeq and is a predicted model, not a curated record. The coding region runs from base 1268 to 2608 and encodes 446 amino acids. Lineage: Eukaryota; Metazoa; Chordata; Mammalia; Carnivora; Otariidae. Gene Ontology annotation, biological process: regulation of transcription by RNA polymerase II. Gene Ontology annotation, molecular function: RNA polymerase II cis-regulatory region sequence-specific DNA binding; DNA-binding transcription factor activity, RNA polymerase II-specific. The transcript is spliced from 6 exons.